AUGCCCAAACGACAGCUGCAACCCAUAAUCCUGCACUUUGUUCGACUAUGUACGUACUCAUGCCCAUGUGCGACUGCGCUUGCGCAAUCAGGCUUGCGUAAACUGCAGCUGAUCCACGAGGCGAAGAGAGUGUGCCCAGAUGUAGUCAUCGUCCUCGGCGAAGACCUCACUCGCUUCAGAGAUGCUUCCAAGCACCUGUAUGCCUUUCUGCGCUCCUUCUCAUGGAACUCGCGUUGCGAGAGGCUCGGCUUCGAUGAGCGGCUAGUGUACCUGCCACCAACAUGGUACAAAACGGUCAUGCACGUGCACUGCUAUCGCACAUCCAGAGACCACAUCGUUGGAUCCGCUACAUCUUCGAUUGGCUCUGGGUAG
Molecule: messenger RNA, 372 nt
Organism: Pyrenophora tritici-repentis Pt-1C-BFP
Lineage: Eukaryota; Fungi; Ascomycota; Dothideomycetes; Pleosporales; Pleosporaceae
Source: RefSeq, a predicted model, not a curated record